AUGUCUUCGUUGCGCUACGAGAUGGACGACAGCAUUGAAAGCGGACUGCAGCAGCAGUCAGCAUCGGGCAGCGGUCGCAAAAGUGCGCUGAAUGCAACGCCAGGCGAUGAUCUGUUCAACAACAUGAUGGGGGCCGACUUUAGCAUAAGAAAGCGCCGCGUUUGGGCCCCGGAAGAGGUGUCGCUCGCGUCCGAAGAUAUCGAUCUGCUGGACGAUGAUGACGAUUUGGAGGAGGAGGAAGACGAUGGGGUCGGCUGCCCGUUACCGUCGACACCGGAGGAUAAUCAGCUGCUCGAAGCAGAAAUGACCGAAGUGCUGAAGGCAGGCGUUCUCUCGGACGAAAUUGAUCUUGGUGCACUGGCGCACAAUGCGGCCGAGCAGGCCGAAGAGUUUGUGCGCAAGGUGUGGGAAGCUUCGUGGAAGGUUUGUCACUUCAAAAACCUGCCGGCCUGGCUACAGGAUAACGAUUUCCUGCACAAGGGCCACCGGCCACCGUUGCCUUCGUUCAGCGCUUGCUUCAAAUCCAUCUUUCGCAUACACACCGAAACCGGCAACAUAUGGACGCAUUUGCUGGGCUGUGUGAUGUUUAUCGGUGUCGCCGCGUACUUCCUGACGCGCCCAUCGUUCGAAAUUCAGCUGCAAGAGAAACUCAUCUUCCUCACCUUCUUCAUUGGGGCGAUCAUUUGUCUAGGAUUUUCGUUCGCCUUCCACACGCUAUGCUGUCACUCGGAAAUGGUUGGAAAGCUGUUUUCAAAGCUCGAUUAUUGUGGUAUCGCCUUACUCAUCAUGGGUUCGUUUGUUCCUUGGCUCUACUAUGGGUUUUAUUGCCACUAUAAGCACAAGCUGAUCUACCUGACCGUGGUGAUUGUACUCGGUAUUACUUCGAUCAUUACUUCCCUGUGGGAUAAGUUUUCUCAACCAAAUCUGAGACCGCUCCGUGCAGGUGUAUUUAUGAGCUUUGGACUGUCUGGCAUCAUCCCAGCUAUACAUUACGUGCUUAUGGAAGGAUGGUUUAGCAAAAUUUCCCAAGCAAGUCUGGGGUGGCUUAUACUGAUGGGACUGCUGUACAUUCUUGGCGCCCUUUUCUAUGCCUUGCGCGUACCCGAACGGUGGUUCCCGGGCAAGUGUGACAUUUGGUUCCAAUCGCACCAGAUAUUCCAUGUGCUUGUGCUGGUGGCUGCUUUUGUGCACUAUCAUGGUAUCAGCGAAAUGGCAAUGUAUCGGGUAACAGUCGGUGAAUGCGAUAUUCCUCAUCAGCAUCCUGCUAUCAGCUUCUAA
Anopheles marshallii is the source of this 1278-nucleotide messenger RNA. RefSeq names its product adiponectin receptor protein (gene AdipoR). The record is from RefSeq and is a predicted model, not a curated record. Gene Ontology annotation, molecular function: signaling receptor activity. The coding region runs from base 1 to 1278 and encodes 425 amino acids. Gene Ontology annotation, cellular component: plasma membrane. Gene Ontology annotation, biological process: adiponectin-activated signaling pathway. The transcript is spliced from 4 exons. NCBI's taxonomy places the organism in Eukaryota, Metazoa, Arthropoda, Insecta, Diptera, Culicidae.